This is a messenger RNA of Amoebophrya sp. A120, 6770 nucleotides long. The record is from the annotation of a GenBank genome assembly. NCBI's taxonomy places the organism in Eukaryota, Dinophyceae, Syndiniales, Amoebophryaceae.
AUAAAGCCUGACUGCUCACGCGAAGAUAACCGAAACACACAAACGAAAAACUUUACUUUUGCAUUGUCAACAGGCCAAGUGUCUUGAAGAGUCGAGGAAAAGAGGCUUUCCCGCCGAACUCGAUUAAUUAUCUGAUACCGUUAGUACUCCAAAUUGUAAAAGACUAUCUUUCUCUACUACACACCUCCGCUGUAACAGCCAGGACGAAGCGAACCGCACUUGCUGUCGAAGCAUCUUCGCACCUACGCGUCCUCCGAUUAUAGACCUUCCCAGUACGAAAAAAGUCGCAUAGAUUGAUCGCUCAGUAGAUUCGCACUACAUGGAGUAGUUCUUUUUGUCAUUGCCAUGCAAAUAUUGCAGUUGUUGAGAACUCCUCUUGUCAUUCGCUUUUCUCCAGCUGCAGCUAAUGUAGAAAGCAGAAUCUUCUAUCGAGCUUCACUUCCAUCAUCGCCGCUGUGAUUCUUUUGUACUGUAAGUGCUAUUUUUCGCCUGUAUUACUCUCUGACAACAUCGAUCAACUAACUACCGUUUACAACCGGGCUUAGUAAAGAACGGCGGUACUCUCUCAGCAUCUGAAUUACUGCCGCAUUUAUUACUCUACCCUGGGUUCUUUGAUGUACACUGUUUCUGAAAAGACAGUUGGACGUAACUGAUACUGAUUCGCUUGAACCACCUUUACAGAACUUUGUACGAUUAUAUAUUUACGCGCUUAAUACCGAACAGCGUCAACCUGCCAGAAGCUGUACCUCCUCUCGUGCGCUUCUCUUCUUGGCGAACAAAAAUUUUUACUUACACACCACUGAUCGGUAUAUUUCCGACGGCACAAGUGUCUCACUCAGUACUUGUGUUGGAGGAUUCUUUUCAGUAACUACUACAAAAAGUUUUAACAACACAAAAGACACAUACACUUUUACACAACAUUUGAGCUUACCUGUGGUUUACAACGACUUUUACGAAUUCUGAAUUUUGAAAACUCCAGAAGCAUUAGAAUUGUGGCACAAUAUUUAAUAUUUUAAGUACGAAACACACGACGUCUCGGCGCGGAUAAAACUUCUUUGACCUGCUUUGUCAACCCCCUCGUCGCACGGAGCAACCGAGGAUGUCGUCGCCGAAGCUAAAGGUCGUCGGGUCGCCCAAGCAGCCGACGAAACGGGAUCGAGUGGCGUCGUACGAAACCAAGUUUCGGGCGCUGCAGACCGUUGCGGACAACGAACCAGGGUCGGAGACGAGCAAUAUCAGUCCAAUGGUCCAACUCACCACGGCGCUCACGGUAUUUAUUAAGAGAUAAAAUCUCUUGCGGAAUCGGGAAGAUGAAAAAAAAUUUUGUCUUUAUGUUGAUUUGGGGUUACAGUCAGUGCACACGGGGGUCGAGGCGCCGUUGUGUGUUUGCUCCUCCUCUCGAGUUAGUUUUAUUGUUUGCACCCCGUGAAUAAAUUAAGAUUUCUACCAGUCUACUAAGCUAAUGGCGAGUUGUCGAGUUGUCUGCAAAAGAAGAAACAGACCCAUGAUCUUUUGCUGGAUAAUAGUCAUUUCCAGUUCGGACUUCACUUGUUGUAUACGUAAAUACUUGCAGGCUCCCCCGGAGUUCCAGCUGGAGCGGAUGUACUCCGGUGACCCCCGCAUCCAGAAGGCGAAGUCGCAGCACCCCACUGUGGACUACCGGAAGCUGUCCGGCCAGAACCUCCCGAAGACGACGUCCACCAGUUCCAGCGGGGGUAUGGGACGCACGGUGUCGCGGCCGCCCCCGGGGAUGGAGGAUGAGAUUCCGGACCCGAACUUGGGGAAAUCUCGGUCGGUGGAGUCGGUGCCGGAGCGGUUCAAGAGGGCCCAGUCCUUCAACACGGGUGCGCCGAAUCGGUCUGUUGAGCGCCGCGCCUUUACCAUGGGAGCCCUGCCGGACGACGGGGCCUCGACCAACGCGCCGAAUUCACCCGGAAAGUACGCUUUGUGAUGUAGUCUCUAUGCAUUUUUGUUUCAUCCUCGUUAUUUUAGGGAAAUUAUCAGCAGCAUCUUGGAAUUUUUAACUCAAUAAAGGAAUUUGCGAAAGCUCUUGGUUGAAGAAGAUAUUGCAGGACAAAUUCUACGCAACUUCUGAGUACAAAACAAAACAUCGCACGACCACCCUCUAGGUCUACUGCCAAGGGGGACAGUCCGGCAUCGAGCAAGGGGGCCGGCAAACUUCGGAUGAUCGGCAACAAAAACGCAACCACGUUGCCGAUCUCCCCGGCGGGGAACGCGGGUAACAGUCCGCAGGACUUCCCGCUGUCUUCCUCCGCCGAGAACACGCCCCGGACCCAGAAGAACCAGCCGAAACUGCUGGAGCGGUCGAGCAUCCCGGAUCCGGACCAAAACACGAAACUGUACUUUGACGACAAGAUCCCCACCCACAUGCUGUGCAUCCGGCUGCCGGAGGAGCUGCGGGAGCUGUACUACAUGUGUCUGUACUACUUGAUCGACUUUCGCCGGUACGAGAAGCGCCGCCUCCAGGUGAUGCGGCAGGAACAAUUCCACAUCACCAUCGCCGCCAUGCACAUCGAAACGGACGCGCAGCUGGAGAAGGUGAAGAAGUGGAUGGGCGCGCAAGACUGGGUCGAGAUGUUCGGGGAGAUGGACCUGGAGAUCGGGGAGCUCGCCCUCACGCAGGGCCCCGUGGUCUGCUGCCCGAUGCAGACCACCAGCGAACAAGACGCAACCCGCCUGGAGCGGGCCAUCAACCUCAUCAUCAAAAACAUCGAGGCCUGCGGGGUGGUGGCCAAGGGCCCGCCAAGACAGGGUACUUACACUGCUAAUCUUCACAGCGAUAAUAUGUAUGCAAAGCUUGAAUGUGAACUCGUCGUGGUCCCCGCUUGCUUUCAUUGUAUUUAUUUCUGUUGCAGUCAGUCUACAAUAGAACUGCAGACGAUGACCAAAGAAGCAGACUUGCGUGCCGCAGGGUUCUUGAAACAGCAAGAACCCACGACCCGGUAGAAGUAAGUGCAACUUACUAGCAUUACCUUCGAGUAUUAGUUUAUUUUCGCCAAACACUGUCGACGUCGUACUAAAAGCAAUUCUGCAAUAAAAGAAUUUUAUCUUCUUCUCGAAAAAAAAUGACAAACAGAGGAGUUCCAACUGUACAUGACGCUCGUGAAGCACCGCAAGUCUUUGCGCACCUUCACCUGGGACCGGUCCUUUUCGAGCUGCGAGCUGAUGCGCACCUUGUGCCAGACGGGCCGCCUGGCCGACUACGACUGGAGCAAACGCGCGGGGGACCGCGCAGCCGUGGCCGACGUGGACAUGCCCCCGGACGUGGAUGAAGACUUCCCGAUCGAAUCGAUCGAACUGUGCAAGAUCAACGGGGAGCAAAAAUCCAUGCCCACGCACCAGUUCUACUCGACCCGGGAAAUCAAGGACUACUACGACGUAUUGAGGAAUUUAUAUUCAUACAGGCUACUAGAUGCAAGGAUAAUUUUAAUUUAUGCAAAGCCAAGUCAUGAUGAUUGUCGAUACAGCAAAUCGCAGGAUGAGUGAUGGUCUAUAGUCAUCAUGGUAGGACCACGAUAAAAGAACAACAUAUCGCGGUAGUUGCAUCUGCUAUAUGGUUCGCUGAAGCAAGAAACGUACCACGAGUUGCACCCGAUGAAAACAAUUUCUUGAUGAAUACAUCAGAUCGAAAUGUCGCGGCCAUGCAAGCUAACGAUGCGGGUGGGAAACGCACAGACGCUGCAAAUGUUCAUGAAGGAGAUCGAGGCGGAGACGGGCAAACGUUUACAGAAGAUGACCGACGAACAGCUGGCGGAACACGAGGAGCACAAGCGGCAGCGUCGCAUCAAGCUGAUUGAGGCCCGCAAGGAGGAAAACCGGCGGCUGAAGGACGAGGCACAAACGGUGCAGACGAUCAAUGUGGUGGACACCAACACCGGGUUUGCCAAGGGCGGAAAAUCCCCCGCGGGCAGCACGCCCACGACGCCGGGCGGCAAGUUUGGCGCCAGUCCGAAGGGCAAGGGGAAGGCGGGGAACAAAAAUGGCAAGAACGGUGUGGCUUUCAAUUUUGCCGCUUCACCGCCGUCCUCGGGCAUGCCGCAGUCCGGCUCGCGUUUUCCUUCGGCCUCCGCGGAUACGGUCGGGCCACUCGAGUCUGACCGCUUCGGGGGGAAGAAGGGCAAAGGCAAGAAAGCCGAACCGAAGCGAGCCUUCACGAUGCAGCGGACCAUGUAAGCUCCAACUUUUUUUGGCCAUAAUUGUGUGAAUCUUUCCAGUAUGUAUCAUGUGGACGGAAGUCGUCGUUUUUUUUGGUCUGGCUACUACGAAAGCCUUUGUUGUAUUUGUUGCUCUUGUCGUUCUUCACUGUUCUUGGAAAUCAUAGAGCACCACGCCUGGUGCAGAGGAGAGCCUUUCAAAGAACUCUCCCCGGGGACAAGAUCUUUUCAUCACCAUCAUGGUCAUGAUGAUAAUUUUUCACACCUGCUGCAGGUCGUUUCCGGCGGAGCAGGGGUACGCUACCGGACUCGCGGACAACGCCGCCGGGUACAAGAAGCCUUCGUCGGGCUACACCAAGAAUGCCGCUCCUUCGGGCCUCACCCUGCCCGUGAACACGCCGGAGCCGUCGAUGUCGACCGCGGAUGCGGCGGCCAUGAUGGCCCAAACCCAGGCCAUGAUGGCCCAGAUGCAGCAGACGCAGGCGAUGCUGGCCCAGAUGCACGCGGCGUCCACCGCCGGCGCGAUGAUGCCCAUGGCCUACGCAGCGACGCCGGGCUAUCCUGCCAUGAUGAUGCCGCCGCCGAUGUUCGCAGAUCCCAACUACAACAUGCUCUACAUGCAGCAGCAGCAACAAAUGGCAGCAGGUACAACUUGCGCUGCUUCUUCUACGACGGGAGAAUAUGAUUAUUUCGUGGAUCAUAACACACACCAUACUAUUCCGGGGCAAAAUUACUCUUGUGCUACUUCGUUUCCUUCUACUACAACAACUUGUAUGUACGACUACAACCACAACAAUAAUUACAACUGCAACUUCCCUCAACAUCUCCCUACUGCUCGAUGCUACGUCGAAGAGGUAGUAGAACCGGCGCCCUGUAAGAACGACGACCCAGCCGUCGCCGACCUGAGCGUGCCCUUUGCCGGAACCGAAACCACCGGGAAAACGGGCGGGGCGAAAAAAAAACUUCCUCUUUGUGCCCAGAAAGUUUUAGUGCAUGAUUAUCGUGUGGAAGGGAAUGCGAACGAAGCACUUACUUCUGUAGCUGCGGCGGGAAAAAAUUAUCACCACUGCACCUCCUCUACUCCGACCGUUUCUGGUGCGGCACUGCCAAAGAAGAAAGGGUUCUUUACACCAGCAGGAGUAGAGAAAAGCUCGAAAAUAACUGACUUCGAUCGCGCGAUGAAGUAUAUUAUCGCCACCCCUCCUGUUGCUCCGACUCCUCUGUCUUGCAAGCAACGAACAGUUUCAGCAGCCGGGGAAAACAAAGAAGAUCCGAGUCCCAUGCAACCUCGUUCCGCGAUGAAAGGGUACCAGUUCACCGACGGCGCUUGCACAACUCCGCGGAAAGUCGUACGUUGGGCCGACGAGGAGAAAACGAAGGAUGCAGAGCAGGAACAGACUUCAGAAGAGCAAAAAGCUUGUUCGGAGCACGAUACCAAACCAGCUUGCGCGAACGAAAAGGGUGGUGCUGCAGCUGCUUGCCGGUUUAUGUCCAAAGUUCACUCCUCACCGUCUGCGUCAUGCCUCGCGCAUGAUGGUACUAGAGAUCUUCGCGUGGUGCAGACGAUGGGCAAAAAGGAAAAAGCUGCAUCAACGUCGUGCGGGAGCAAGUUGGACCACAAUAAAGCCAGUUCGGGCACGAGUACGGCGCCUGCCUUGGCGAAAACGCAGGAAAUCUUGCAAAAAUUUGGACAAGAAUGUCCGGUCGCCUUCGCAGACUUGGCAGCGGCGCAUGUGGAACUCGCCGCUUUUACGAAUAACCUCAUGUCGUAUCCCAGUGAAGAACUACAAUUAGAACCGACCAAAGCGGGGGAGAUCAUGAUGUGAUGAGGAUGCAUGUUGUAGCUGCUCCAAGUCGUGAUAGAAACUGUUGAGCAGCAUGAACAGAUACGACCUUAAUAACCCGGGCGAUCGUUCUUGCCAAAAAGGAAGUGCCAUCUUCUGAGGAGUGCAUGGAACAAACUGGUUCUAAUUGUUUCUUUUUGAACAGUCGCAGAUGCAGGAGAGAGCGACGUUUGUUGAAGAACGCAAUGCGGAGGAGGACCAGGGGCGUCUCGAAGACGUCGAAAGCCACCCAGUGGAGAACGUACACCAAGACCGAGAUGAACAGGCGGCGCCACCCGGGAUGCUUUCCUUGAAGCUGUACUCACCCAGUAACGCAGCAAACGAACAAGCCCCCGCACGCGGCCGAAACAAGCCACAUGGUCGAUCUGCGGUUCGUGACGUGGCCUGUUGCACGCCACAGAACCUCGGAACGACGAAUCAACUGUUCUCCGCCCACAACGGGGAAGAGCACGAGGGCUCGACCGGUCCGCACACCGCGACAGGAAAAAGAUCUCCGCGGUUUUUUCCGACUUCUGCUCUGGGCCGAAAAAAGACCGGCACUGCGUUGAAGCACAAAGGCACACUUGGCACUGAAAAGCGGUCCCGCACGUCGCCGCUACCGGUUUUUCUACUACCGGAAGCCGUCGUCGGAAACGGAAUCAAGGAACGCGAGCUCCUGCAAGAACCUCGGGGUAGUAGUAGAAAAGUCGACUACAGCGCUUUUUCCGGCUGCGCAUCUAUUUCAGACCACUCGGGUGCUGGUCUAUUUUGA